Messenger RNA from Haemorhous mexicanus (house finch), 2361 nucleotides. It is a transcript of the gene GJD4, whose product is annotated as gap junction protein delta 4. Gene Ontology annotation, biological process: cell communication. The record is from RefSeq and is a predicted model, not a curated record. Gene Ontology annotation, cellular component: connexin complex. Bases 641 to 1891 code for a protein of 416 amino acids. The transcript has 3 exons. NCBI's taxonomy places the organism in Eukaryota, Metazoa, Chordata, Aves, Passeriformes, Fringillidae.
CAGAUGGUCUAAAAGGUUUUGCUGAGGCAAAGGUGGUUGGCUGGAGAUAUUUCUCAGUUCUGGGGGGAACCACCUUUGGAAAAAAGCGUAGAGGGAGCAAAUGUAGAAAUGGGAGGAGAUUUGUUCUGUGUUUGUGCUGGGCACAGUAAGCUGAGAGGCUGAGUUGCCAUGCAAGGGAUGGGUAGGUAAAUGGGACAUAAUCAGUAAUGCCUGCUCCUUCAUGGAAAAUAGACUCAGACUGUCAUUUAAAAACAGGACAUAAAUUGGUGUUCUUCCCUCUAGGUACACAGUUUGUGGUGAUUGGGGGUGGGGCUGUGGCUGAGCCUCAUCCCCACUGGGCACAGCUGUGAGCAGCAGGUGAGGAGCACUGACAGCAAUGAGCCAUGAGCCAUGGAGUGCCCAGGGGCACUGACCAACCACCACAGGGAACAGAGGGCACCCAGGGCAGUGCAUGAACAUGGGGGGUGUAAAAGGUUGGGCUAAAGAACAAGAGGAGCCCAUGCUUGCAGCCUUCUGAAGGCACAGGAUGUCACUCUGUAUGGGCAGGCACCUGAAGCCCUCUGAUGAGGUCUAAUCUCCUUUGGAAAUGACAAAACUGUUAGGACAUCAGGAGCUGGAAGUGUUUUGAGCCUGGUCAAACAUGGAGCACUGGGACUCACUGGGAUUUUUGAUAGUCACACUCAACUAUAAUGUGACUAUUGUAGGGAAGCUCUGGCUGAUGCUGAUAAUCCUGCUGCGAAUGGCAGUGGUGGUGUUAGCAGGCUACCCCCUGUACCAAGACGAGCAGGAGCGCUUUGUCUGCAACACCCUGCAACCAGGAUGCUCCAACGUCUGCUAUGACUUGUUCUCUCCCGUGUCUCACUUUAGGUUCUGGCUCAUUCAGACUGUGUCUAUCCUGCUGCCCUAUGCUGCAUUCAGCAUUUAUGUUUUGCACAAGGUGGCUGUGCACAUUGUGAGAAUGCACUGCCUGGUGCAUGGGUGCAAGAGGAACAAGGGUUUAUCAAGGCCCAGAGAUGCGAAGCAGCUCUGUAGAAGUGCAGUUGUCAAUAGAGUAGAUUGUGGUGCAGACAGCCUAAGUGUCCUUAAUUUUUCAGGGGCAUAUACCAUUCAUCUUUUUAUUAGGACCCUGCUUGAGGUUGCCUUUGCAGCUGUGCAAUACUUUCUCUUUGGAUUUUUUGUUCCUGACCGUUUUUCGUGCUACCACUCACCUUGCACGAGCACUGUUGACUGUUACAUCUCCCGGCCCACUGAGAAAUCCAUCAUGAUGAUUUUCAUCUGGGGGGUCAGCAGUCUGUCCUUCCUGCUCAGCCUUGCUGAUCUCAUCUGUGCUCUCCAGAGAAUGACAGCAAGAAACCAAAAGAACAAGCAGCUGGCAAACCUCUGCACAGAGAAGGAGUGCAGGAUACAUCUUCCCCUAGUCCAGCACAGUAGCUCCUCUCCACCUCAAAGUGGGGAUGGCCCAGUAGCAAACAGCUGUCACACCAGUGAUGGCUCCUGCUCACUUCUCCCUGACGAGGAAGAAGAGGCUUUUCCUCAUCCUGGAGGUGUCCCCCAGCAGAGUGCCAGCACUAACCUCAGCAGCAGCAAUAACUGCUGUGUACCAGGAGACCUUGCUGUUAAGCAGCAGAGCACUGAAGAACCCCCCUUGUGUGCCAGGGACCACCAAGGAACUCCCUGCAGCCAAGUGAGACCCAGACUUCAGCAAGACUUCAUUAAAGAUACUGUCCUGGCUUUGAGACCUCAGAUUGAGUCUCCCCUUGGAGUUUCUUCCUCUGCUGUUCAGAGCAGGCUUUUAGGGUUCUACCCUUCAGCUGAGCUAAAAAGCCCUGAUGAACAAUCGAAUUAUAGCAGCACUAGCUGCCUGAGGUCAAAAAAGUCUGAAUGGGUAUAGAAGCCAGAGUGAGCACUAGGCUGUGACCUUGGCAGGGCAAAUCAUUGCAUCACUGAAGAGGCUUCAGGGAGUUUCAGCUGAAUCCCUUGGCUGUGGUCACGCUGCAGAGACAUUCUACUCCAACAAAGAAGAAGCAAAAAUUUUGGAUAAGAGUUUGAAGGGUAUUAUAUUACGGGCCAUGUUCUUUAGAAAAUGUGACAUCUUUAUGGUUUUUUUUGCAUGUAGAUGGUUUUAAAAGGCUGUGGACUGUUGCUGAUGUGACUGACCUGGUUUUCCAGGAGUAUGUGUGAACACUUGUUUACUCUAACCUAGUUUUAUUGCAAAAGAUUGAGCUUAGCAAAGAUAGGUUGUCUACUCUCAGAAGCCUAAUUUACCUCCUCAUACUGAAUUCUCAAAGCCCACUCUAAAACAGGAUGUUCAAGAAGAAGACUAGACAGUGAAUAAAAUAAAAACACUUGUUUUGUAGCAAA